Molecule: messenger RNA, 2081 nt
Organism: Rubroshorea leprosula
Lineage: Eukaryota; Viridiplantae; Streptophyta; Magnoliopsida; Malvales; Dipterocarpaceae
Source: the annotation of a GenBank genome assembly
CUUGCUUUAGGAGUUUGAAGUCCAAUAUGGUUGGGUCGAGGGUACUUGCAGAACACCAUAGGAACAGAAUUAUAGCAAAUCCGCAGAUCAGAAUCAGUGAGAUAGUGAGAUUGUCUCAUUUAGAAUUAGGGGUUCAUGUUUCAAUGGAUAAGUGUAAACUAGCAAAGGAAAGGAUUAUGAAGGAGGUGAAGGAAACUCACACGAAGGAAUUUGCUCAGUUAAGAGGGUAUGCAGAAGAGCUGCUGAGAUUGUCCCCUCAGUCAAAUGUUCAAAUUGACAGUGAGCCACCCACAACUCCAGAGGGAAAACCUAUGUUUAAAGGAAUCUAUGUGUGUUUAGAAAGAUGUAGGAAGGGUUUUCUACUGGGCUGUAGACCAGUAAUUGGAGUAGAUGCCUGUUUCCUCAAGGGGAUGUUCAAAGGAACUAUUUUGGCAGCUGUUGCAAGGGAUGGGAACAAUCAAAUGUUCCCAAUAGCUUGGGCUGUUGUUGACUCAGAGUCUACCAGCUCAUGGAUGUUUUUUUUUAGAUGUCUAGCUGAUGAUCUAUCAAAUCACACUGGGCGAGAUUUAACGUUCAUUUCGGACCAACAUCCUGGGUUGAUUAAUGCAAGACAAACAGUUUUCCCUGAGGCUAGGCAUAGAUUGUGUGCCAGGCAUUUAUAUGCCAAUUGGCAAAAAAUUUUCAGAGGGAAACUAUUGAAGAAAAGAUUCUGGAUUGCUGCAAGGUCAACAUAUGAAGGUCAAUUCAACAAAAACAUGGAGGAGAUCAGAAAUUUAUCCGUGGAAGGUCAUGACGCCUUAAAAUCAAUCCCCCCAGAGCUGUGGUGCAAGGCAUUCUUGGACACAUCAUGUAAAUGUGAUGUGGUGGAUAACAACAUGAAUGAGACCUUCAACAAUUGGAUAAUGGAUGCCAGGUAUAUGCCAAUCAUCCAACUGUUAGAAUAUAUAAGGGUUAAGGUGAUGGUCAGGAUGGCUAAGAACAGAGAAGAAAUCAGCAAAUGGAGAGGAGAUAUAGCACCCAGAAUUAGGAAGAAGUUAGAAGCAAAUAAGAUUGAAGUUGCCAAAUGCAGAUGUGAAUGGAAUGGCAGGAACCACUAUGAUGUUUGGCAUUGGAAUGACAAAUUUGUUGUGGAUUUGAUAGGAAAAAAGUGUAGUUGUAGAGCAUGGGAUUUAACAGGAAUUCCAUGUCCUCAUGCAUUGUCUACGAUAGGUUUAAGUAACUGCAACCCGGAUGAAUUUGUAUCAAAUUGGUACAACAGGGUUAAGUAUGAACGUGCAUACAAUGUACCAAUCAUGCCUUGUAAUGGUGAGAAAUUCUGGGAAAAUUAUCAUGGGGAGCCACUAGAACCACUGCCAUUUAGAUGCAAGCAGGGUAGGCUAAAGGUGAAUAGGAAGAAGGGUGAUAAUGAAACCAGAAAGGUGAAGGUGGGACAGCUAGAAAAGAUGACAAAGGAAGGUGGACAAAUCAUGUGCUCACUUUGCAAGCAACCUGGACACAACAAGAGGGGAUGCCCCAAAAGGCCAUUUGAACGUGAAGUGAAGGUGGGACAGCUAGAAAAGAUGACAAAGGAAGGUGGACAAAUCACGUGCUCACUUUGCAAGCAACCUGGACACAACAAGAGGGGAUGCCCCAAAAGGCCAUCUGAACGUGAAGGAGCAUCAGCAAGCACUCACCAGCCAAUACCAAGAAAACCUUCAACUUGUGGAUAUUGUAAACAGCCUGGUCACACCAGGACAACAUGCACUGCUAGAUAUUUUGUUGAUGAAAAUUUUGGUCAAUCUGAUGGACUAGGAAGAAAGAAGAAGCACAUAUUUGGUGAAUACAUUAAUUCACCAGAAUUGAACCCUCAAGGUCUGCAAGGGGAGACUGCUAUGAGACAUACCCAUCCUAGUCAAUUUCAUAAGGCACAGGCACCUCGGAAAUCAGCCAAGAAGAAGGGAUCAAGUGAAGCUUGAGGAAUGGUUCUUUUCUUUUUUUCUUUUUUUUUGGUUUGAUUCAUGGGAGUAAAGAACUUUGGUUUAAGGUUGCAGAAGGUGUUUUCUGUAGGUAAUAUGUAAAUGCAGUAAAUGCAUGGAAACAAA